CGGAGCUUGUGUGCAGAGAGUUACUUCAGCGAGGCUCUAUAGCGUUUGUUAAGAGAAGUGUCAAACGUAUUUAAACCUCUUUUAAUCUCUACCAAACCCUUCAGACUUGCACGAUGAACAGCAUUAUGAUAAUGGCAGCACGGUGUCUUCGAUCGGACGCGUACAGAACCGCGCAGAAUAACGUAGAGCUGCUGUCUGGUUGGGCUCGCCUCAUGUCCUCCUCUUCAGCGGCCCAGAAGACCCUGGAGGAGAUGGUGAAGAAGGACAAAGUGGUGGUCUUCAUAAAAGGCACCCCUACACAGCCCAUGUGCGGCUUCAGCAACGCCGUCGUCCAGAUCCUGAGAAUGCACGGGGUCGACAGCUAUGCUGCUUAUAACGUGCUGGAUGAUCAGGAUAUCAGAGAAGGAGUAAAGACUUUGUCCAACUGGCCGACGAUUCCACAAGUGUUCUUCAAUGGGGAGUUUGUAGGCGGCUGCGAUAUUCUUCUUCAGAUGCAUCAGAGCGGAGAUCUGGUAGAGGAACUUCAGAAGCUGGGAAUCAAAUCAGCUCUCCUGGAUCAAGAAAAAGAGUCCAAGUAGGAGUCUAGUCAACUUUGGGAUGAUUGUUCAUUGACGUAAACCUCCCAAAGGUUUGACUUGACAUGCCGAGUCCAAACUGUCUUCAGAUUGCUGAAGGAACUGAUGUCAAACCUCCCAAAUUCAGAAAAAUCACUGUAAAAACACUUGACAUAAAUUACCGUAUUACACACAAUAAUUGUAUUUUAGAUGUAUCUCUUUUUUUUU
Messenger RNA from Carassius carassius (crucian carp), 782 nucleotides. RefSeq names its product glutaredoxin-related protein 5, mitochondrial-like. Lineage: Eukaryota; Metazoa; Chordata; Actinopteri; Cypriniformes; Cyprinidae. The coding region runs from base 114 to 578 and encodes 154 amino acids. The transcript is spliced from 2 exons. The record is from RefSeq and is a predicted model, not a curated record.